CCCACAAUGCUCAGCGAGCAUCACCACCAAGAUGGCCGACGUCAUGGAGGAGUAUGAAAAAGAAGCUGGCUGCGUCCCUAUUCUCCAUCCAGAGGAAAUCAAACCCCAAAGUCACUACAACCACGGCUACACUGAAAAUGUCACCCGCAAAAAUCACGUGGACGACUACAGCACCUGGGACAUCGUUAAAGCCACACAGUACGGCAUCUUUGAGCGAUGCAGGGAGCUGGUGGAGGCUGGAUUCGACGUUCGGCAGCCAGACAAAGAAAACGUAACACUCCUCCACUGGGCUGCCAUCAACAACAGGAUAGACUUGGUCAAGUACUAUAUAUCAAAAGGGGCCAUAGUGGACCAGCUCGGAGGAGACCUCAACUCCACACCAUUGCACUGGGCCACCAGACAAGGACACUUAUCCAUGGUGGUGCAGCUUAUGAAAUACGGUGCCGACCCGUCUUUAAUUGAUGGCGAGGGAUGCAGCUGUGUGCACCUGGCCGCCCAGUUCGGCCACACCUCAAUUGUUGCCUACCUUAUUGCCAAGGGACAGGAUGUAGACAUGAUGGAUCAGAAUGGCAUGACUCCUCUUAUGUGGGCAGCCUAUAGGACACACAGUGUGGACCCCACCCGGCUGCUACUGACCUUCAACGUGUCUGUGAACCUGGGUGACAAAUAUCACAAGAACACGGCGCUUCACUGGGCCGUGCUGGCUGGCAACACGACCGUCAUCAGCCUGCUGCUGGAUGCCAACGCAAAUGUUGAUGCACAGAACAUCAAGGGUGAAACGCCGCUUGACCUUGCCAAGCAAAGGAAGAAUGUUUGGAUGAUAAAUCACUUACAGGAAGCGCGACAAGCAAAAGGUUAUGACAGUCCAUCCUACUUGAAGAGACUCAAGAUGGACAAGGAGUUCAGACAGAAGGUGAUGUUGGGAACGCCCUUCGUGGUCAUCUGGCUGGUGGGUUUCAUCGCUGACCUCGACAUUGACUCCUGGCUUAUCAAGGGCGUCAUGUAUGCUGGCGUUUGGGUGGCUGUGCAGUUCCUCUCCAAGGCUUUCUUCGACCACUCCAUGCACAGUGCUCUGCCGCUGGGAAUCUACCUGGCCACCAAGUUUUGGAUGUACACAACGUGGUUCUACUGGUUCUGGAAUGAUCUUCCCUUUGCCACGGUGCACAUGCCCUUCCUCAUAAACACUCUGGCUCUGUUCUACAACUUUGGCAAAUCAUGGAAAUCUGAUCCAGGGAUCAUCAAAGCCUCGGAAGAGCAGAAGAAAAAGACUAUUGUGGAGCUGGCAGAGACGGGCAGCCUGGAUCUAAGCAUCUUCUGCAGUACCUGCUUGAUACGGAAGCCUAUCAGGUCCAAACAUUGUGCCGUGUGCAACCGUUGCAUCGCCAAGUUCGACCACCACUGCCCCUGGGUGGGAAACUGCGUGGGAAGUGGGAACCAUCGCUACUUCAUGGGUUACCUGUUCUUCCUGCUGUGCAUGAUCUGCUGGAUGAUAUACGGCUGCAUCUCCUACUGGAGGAUCCACUGCGCCACCACGUACGCCAAGGAUGGCUUCUGGCUCUACCUGGCCCAGAUUGCCUCAUGCUCCCCGUGGAUGUUCUGGAUGUUCCUCAACAGCAUCUUCCACUUCAUGUGGGUGGCCGUGCUCAUCAUGUGUCAGCUCUAUCAGAUCGCCGCUUUAGGAAUCACCACCAAUGAGAGGAUGAACGCUCGGCGGUACAAGCACUUUAAAGUCACAGCCACGUCCAUCGAAAGCCCCUUCAACCACGGUUGCGUCCGAAACCUCAUUGAUUUCUUCGAGAUCCGCUGCUGUGGUUUGAUCCGGCCCGUGGCGGUGGACUGGACCAUGCAGUACACAAUAGACUACGACCAGACGUCGGGCUCAGGAUACCAGCUGGUGUAAAAGUCAGCUCGAAGGAGUGUGGGACAAAGGAAGUGGCGUGGGGGCGGGGCAGGGCGAGGAAGUCAUAAAGUCACCUCCUUUUGGGACAGCUUUGGACCAUCUCCUCCUUGACAACCAUCAGCCGGGAUUAGCAUGCUGUUACCUCCUCGUCACCACCAACACGACAACGGACGGCGUGUCGCUGCUGGCCACAACAGGAAAGCCCCCUUGCAAAAUAAAAGCAUCUCGGUACUAUUAGAGACAUGAUGCUGCCCCCCUUUUCCCUUUUUGCAUUGUAAUCAUGCGGCAACCAUGAUUUUUUUUUUUUAACAAAUAAGGGAAUGUCUUUUAUUUUGCACCGCCGUGACGUGGAGGGGGUGGUCAAGCUUGGACCCGCAACCGUCGUCUUUUUAUUAGAGGGUGCAAAGUGCAGCAGACAGACUUUAUGGGGACUCGUCUGGUGGCACAAAAAUAUUUAUUUGAUAUUUAUGGAUCAACAUCAUUUUAACGGGAUAGGUUGGGUUUUUUUUUAUAAGAUGACAUAUUAAAGUAGUAGUGUAUUUAUGAUUACUGUAUUAUUAACCAUACGAGGACUUCACAAAGGUUAAUUCCAUGUGUUUGUGUCUGCCUACAACAUUGCACUGAUUUGUUUUGACUGUUUUUUGGCUGUUUGCAUUGUUUACAGAAAGAAAGCCUAUCACACACUCCCAGUGCAGUGUAAAGAAUGUGCAUCUGUACAUAAUAUGGAACUGUUUAUUUGUUUUGUUUUGUCAGUGUUGGUAUUCUUUUAUUUUUUUGGACUAAAAGUAGCUUUUAGUGAUGUCCAACACUGGUGUCUAUAGGCGACCUCCCACCACUGCAUGUAUGAUGCUCAACCCAAUGUAUAGACUCAAUGUUAUUAAGUAUUUGCAAGUCCUUUUUUGCAUCAUAUCUCAAAUCCAGUGUCAGUGCAAGUGUGUAAUAUAUAAAGCUGGGUUUGUUAUACCACUGGAUGUACAAAUUGUAAAGUAAAGACCCCUUUUUUUGUUUUUUAAAAGCAGAAAUGUGAUCAUACAAUAGGUUUUCAAUUGCCUCAUCGUCAUCAAAUCAUGCAGCUUUUGAGGUCCAAACAUUUCAUUCCCUCACAACGUUCUUCCAGCAUCAUCUCCAGUGCCUCUCCACACCAUCACGUUAACUCCGCUUCAGAUGUAAAACAUAACGGGCAUGGUUCAGUUUUAAUGGCUUUCAUAAUAAAAUACAGUCAAAUAUCAGCUUUUGCUGUUGUUGGGAGGAUGCAUCGUUUUAUUUGUACAGUUAGAAGCGUUGAAGAAAAAGAAAAAAGGUGAGAGUGUGAUGUCACUGGGCGUGAACCAGGGCACCUGCUCCUUGGCCGUACCCGAAACCUUUCGGUCCGAAGUUCUUGGCGUAGCAAGCUGUAGAGAAAAAUGGUAAAUAUACUGUAUAUUCAGUGAACUCACUUGCCUUCGUAGCAACCUAACCAUGUUCCUAUUGGACAACAGCAACACAAGAGUCACAAGAGCUGAAGCGACUUGUGACGUCAAAAACAACCAAAAGAAACACUCUGAAGUGGUGGCGACACAGCUGCGGUACCAUUGUGUUAAUAAAA
Messenger RNA from Dunckerocampus dactyliophorus (ringed pipefish), 3485 nucleotides. RefSeq names its product zinc finger DHHC-type palmitoyltransferase 17 (gene zdhhc17). Gene Ontology annotation, biological process: protein palmitoylation. Gene Ontology annotation, cellular component: Golgi membrane. Bases 32 to 1900 code for a protein of 622 amino acids. The transcript has 17 exons. Lineage: Eukaryota; Metazoa; Chordata; Actinopteri; Syngnathiformes; Syngnathidae. Gene Ontology annotation, molecular function: palmitoyltransferase activity; protein binding. The record is from RefSeq and is a predicted model, not a curated record.